AGGCUUUCGCUCAGUGCGUUUUCCAGAGUAUUUGUCUUUGUUGCAACUUGAAAGUCAGGGAAUGUGCUGCUACAGUGUCUUCCUCUGAAGUGUGAGAACCUCUUAAGUUUGUUUACAUCGAAGCAUAAAUAGCCAGAUUCUACUAUUGAUUUAGAAUGAACUCCUGGGUCCUGAAAAGAAGUGGUGGUCAACAAUACUGCAGACACUUUUUAGCAGGGAACGGUGUAUUUCACGUGGAAAGAUGUAUGGGGGUAAUGCAGUCGGGGACCCAGAUGGUGAAGCUGAAGAGCGGAAGCAAAGGCCUUGUCCGGCUCUUCUACCUGGAUGAACACAGGACCUGCAUCAGGUGGCGGCCUUCCAGGAAGAACGAGAAAGCCAAGAUUACGAUUGAUUCGAUUUCUAAAGUCUUAGAAGGCAGACAGUCUGAGAACUUUAACCGUCACACUGAGGGGAGUUUUGAGCCAAGCUGUUGCUUUAGUAUUUACCACGGCAAUCACAUGGAGGCACUGGACCUGGUCACUUCCAACCCUGAGGAUGCCCGCACUUGGAUAACUGGAUUAAAAUACCUGAUGGCCGGAAUCAAAGAUGAGGAUUCGCUUGCAAAACGACAGAGGACUCAUGAUCAGUGGAUGAAACAGACCUUUGAAGAAGCUGACAAGAAUGGGGAUGGCUUGCUGAGCAUUGAGGAGAUUUACCAACUGAUGCAUAAACUCAAUGUGAAUCUGCCCCGCAGGAAAAUCAGGCAGAUGUUUCAGGAGGCCGACACUGAUGACAAACAGGGCACGUUGAACUUCGAAGAAUUCUGCGUCUUUUAUAAGAUGAUGUCUCUCCGACGGGAUCUGUUUCUGCUGCUGAAGUCUUAUAGCGACAAAAAGGACCAUCUGACCUUGGAAGAGGUUGCUGUGUUUCUCAACAAAGAACAAAAAAUGGCCAACGUGACGUUGGAAUAUUGCAUGGAUAUUGUCGAGAAGUUCGAGGUGUCCGAGGAAAACAAGCAACAGAAUGUCUUGGGAAUCGAAGGUUUCACAGACUUCAUGCGCAGUCCCGCAGCUGAUAUAUUCAAUGCUUCUCAUUAUGAAUUGAAUCAGGAUAUGGAUCAGCCACUGUGCAAUUACUUCAUAGCCUCGUCGCACAACACGUACUUGACAGGAGAUCAACUCCUCUCGCAGUCCAAGGUGGACAUGUAUUCCUGGGUUCUGCAGGCUGGUUGCCGCUGUGUGGAAGUUGAUUGCUGGGACGGCCCUGAUGGUGAACCAAUCGUACAGCAUGGUUAUACCCUCACCUCCAAGGUACUCUUCAAAGACGUUGUUGAAACAAUCGACAAAUAUGCUUUCAUCAAAAACGAGUACCCUGUGAUACUGUCCAUUGAGAACCACUGCAGCAUCCAACAACAGCAAAAGAUUGCUGGCUAUUUGAAAGAUAUCCUUGGAGACAAACUGGACUUGUCCUCAAUACAAAUGAGUGACCCAAAGCAAUUUCCCACUCCUCAGAGUCUGAGAGGCAAGAUUCUUAUCAAGGGAAAGAAACUUGCUCCUGACGUUGGGGCCGAUGAAGAAGAAGGGGAGGUGUCUGAUGAAGACAGCGCAGAUGAAAUUGAAGAGGAUUGUAAACUGGAGCAAAUCAAUAGUAAUGGCACAAAUCAUCCUCAAAUGGAAUCCUUUAUCAGGAAAAAACUGGACUUUCUGCUCAAAGAAUCUCAAAUCCGUGACAAAGAGGAUCCAGACAGUUAUACAGUCUGUGCCCUGCUCCGGGCUACACAUGAGGGUCUGAACAUGAAUUUACAACAGAAAUCUGAGGUCAAGGAAAACGUCAAAAAAAAUCAAAACCGAUCAUUCAUCAGCAGCUUCUCCAAACACAAGAAAAGUGGAAAAUCCAAAGCCAAGUCGCACACUCCAGAAGAAGACGAGGUUCGACAGGAUUGCACAGGAAAGGAAACUGGGCAAUCGCACAGGAUGGGCCGCCGCAGGAAGACUAUGAAGCUUUGCCGUGGGCUUUCGGACCUGGUUGUGUACACCAACUCUGUGACCUCGCAGGACAUUUUGGGGCAAGGUACCGCCGGGAACAUUUUAUCCUUAAGUGAGACUCGAGCACAUCAACUCCUGCAACAGAAACCCGAACAGUUCAUGAAUUUUAACCAGAAACAACUGACCCGAGUCUACCCUUCAGCGUACAGGAUAGACUCCAGCAAUUUCAACCCACAGCCCUACUGGAAUGUCGGCUGUCAGAUGGUCGCUCUAAACUACCAGACUGAUGGCCGAAUGAUGCAAUUAAACCAAGCACUAUUCAUGGUGAAUGGAAAUAGUGGAUACGUCUUAAAACCCCAACUCAUGUGCCAAGGAGCUUUUAACCCUUUCUCUGAAGAUCCUCUUCAGGGACAACCAAAAAAGCAGCUGAUCCUGAAAAUCAUCAGUGGCCAACAAUUGCCAAAGCCUCCUUAUUCCAUGCUGGGUGACAGAGGAGAGAUAAUUGAUCCCUUUGUGGAAGUGGAAAUUAUUGGAUUGCCGGUGGAUUGUUGUAAGGAACAGACGAGAGCAGUUGAUGACAACGGAUUCAACCCUGUUUGGGAAGAGACCAUGACGUUCACGGUCCACAUGCCUGAAGUAACUCUGGUUCGCUUUCUGGUCUGGGAUCACGAUCCGAUCGGUAGGGAUUUCGUGGGUCAGAGAACGGUGGCCUUCAGCAGCUUGAUGCCAGGAUAUCGUCAUGUUUACCUGGAGGGCAUGACGGAAGCUUCAAUAUUUGUGCACGUGAUGAUCCACGAUAUUUAUGGCAAGACUCGACAACUCCUGGGACUCAAAGGCCUGUUCAACAAGAGCCCCAAGUAUUCCUUCAUGGACAACAACUGUGGCUACUUCAUGCGAAAGAAAUCCCUCGGGAAUCGGAUUCUCCGCCGCACCGCCAGCGCCCCUGCCAAGGGCAGGAAGAAGAGCAAAAGUCUGCUCCUGGAAACGCUGAGCGAAGCGAAAGAGCAGGAACCCGAUCUGUCCGACUCCCAGGAGAAAGGAACGCGAGCCAAGCGAGACACCAAAAAAACCCAAGCAAGACCCGUUUCCAUGCCGGUCGACAAGUUGCUCGAUGGAGAUAUGUCGCCACCUGCUGGUGAGAUGGAAGACGACCGCAGUGAAGUAAAACUGGAGCCACACUGGAGUAAACAGCGCUGUGCAGAUGAGCUUCUGGUUCGGCCACCUGGCAUUUCACCUCAUCGCGUUCCGUUAACAUCCUCGGAUAGAGACCUAGGGUCCCACUCGCAAGAAUUGACGGGGAAUAUUCUGGAAGCAUUGGCCGUGAAUUCAGAUCAUUCUUCACCAAAUAUCGUAGCUGACAACUGUAGUGUCUCGGUAAUGAAACCCUGCAACGGUCCCAUUGCUAACAGAUCGGUCAAACCUGACGAGAUGCGUGACCGGGGACCAUUGUGUAAAAGUGAGGAAUUGCGAGGUGAAGAUGUUCAGAUGUCAAUCGAGCACAUUGCCAUCAGACCUCAUCAAGAGCCAAGUCAACGGGCGACCACUUCCAUCUCACUUUGCUUCAAGGCCUUUGUGGAUGUGAAAGAGAAGCAUGAACCCAUUUUGUCUAAUGGUUCUGUGCAUGAUAUCACAAUCGCUUCCAAUUCUACCAUUGACCUGUCCUCCACUGUCUCCGUUCACAAUCUCGACACUUCACAAUCUCUAAGUAUGUCUCAGGACUGCACCAUCUCUCAUCUUAUUAAUGCCAUGUCCUUGUCCAAUGAGAGUGGGGUAGACAAUUCUAUCUCCGUGCUCAUUUCGCAGUUUGAAGCCACUGACGACCAAACGACAGUUUCAAGUUUCCUCGGAGCCAACAACUGUACGUUCAGCUCAGUAUCUGGACUGUCAGAGGUUCGCGGUUCAGAAACAAUUGCAACGAUGGACCCUCUGUACAGAGACAUAAAAGCCAAGAAGCAGUGUUUGAACACGACGACAGAUACCACAAUCUUCUCCAGCCCUGAAACAGCAGAACAUUCCACAUACACAAUCAUUCACGAUGACAUUCUCUCACCCCUUUCCUUCUACGCUGCUGAAGAUGCGAGAGGAGGAAUGGUGGAUGUGAGACAAGGUAACGCCUUGUAUUCUCCGUCCAUGUUUCCCAGCACUCCUAUCGGCUCGGGUGUUCCCACAAACCUGUGUGUUUCCAGUGACCGGGAAGCUUCCUGGGGCUCCCUGGAUGAUUGCAGUUUGUGCCACAGUACAACCUCCAGCGUGGCGUCCGAGGACACCAUUAUUAACAUGUCACUAAAUGUAGACUCUGUUAACAGCAGCCUCAUGGAAGUGAACGAUCUAGAAGUUACACUGAUGACCACAGAGAAUUAUGUCGAUGACCAGGACCCAGAGCAUCCGCCAGCAACAUGGGACCUUUACCCCACAACACGCCCGGGUGGUAUAAAUGGCAGUGAUCACUGGCAUCUGGAGAAGGUCCCGGCUUUAGAUGCAGACGACAAGGCCGUGUAUCGCUCACCGAAAACUGGUUGGAACCAAUUGCGUUCGGUUACAAGCAGGACCCCAUCGGAGAUCUGUUCCAUUGCCACUGCCAAUCAGUCCAGCACCUGUAAGUCCAAGAGUCUUGGAGAUCUGACCUCUGAGGACAUCACCUGCACGUUUGAAAGUAAAUAUAAAUUCAUCAGCAAAGGGUUUAUCGCGCCGGGCAUAAAAGACCGAGAACUGAUGUCUUCCCUCGGUGACGUGCCACAGCCCGCAGCGACUCUCACUGAGCAACUCCGCAAACUUGUGUCCAUGGAGCAGGAGGAGAACCAUGAGAGAGACCCUGUGUACAGAGGACAAGAGCACGGUAAUUACCAGAAGGGAUUGAUCAGAAAGCUUUCGUCCAGAAGCCAGAGUAGAGUGCGGUACAUUGCCAAUAGGGCAAAGCAGAUUCAGGAAGCAAACAAGCAUAGACUGGCCAAUGGUUGCAGCACCACCGGUGUGGUUUUUAGGAACAAACCCCCAAUACAGCACCACACAGUUAACAGGCACUCCACAGGCUCCUACAUCGCUGGGUAUCUCAACCAGUUAAAGGAGGAGAAAUUGGAAGGUCGAGGUAUCCCCGAGGGCUCUUGUACCUCACUCCAUCACAGAUACACUGACAGCUUCUACACAGAUGAUUCCACCUUGCAACCUGAGCCCAACUCUGUCAGCGAACCGGAAAUCUAUUUCUUACUCCGACUGUGAUUUCACCUGUAAAAACACUUAAACGCAAACGUUUAUGUUGAAAGUUUCUCGUCUUUGGUCCAUUUCCUCAACAUCCCAACAACCAAGUUGUCUUCUUUCCUGAUUAAGACUUUCCGUUUCUGUGCCCAAAGUGUAGUGAAUCUUGAACAUACAGAAGUGCGUAGAUUCUGUAGUUGAAUUACCAGUCCAUGUGUGUGUCCGUGUGUGUAUACGUACGUACGUGCG
Messenger RNA from Callorhinchus milii (elephant shark), 5405 nucleotides. RefSeq names its product phospholipase C, eta 1 (gene plch1). The record is from RefSeq and is a predicted model, not a curated record. NCBI's taxonomy places the organism in Eukaryota, Metazoa, Chordata, Chondrichthyes, Chimaeriformes, Callorhinchidae. Gene Ontology annotation, molecular function: calcium ion binding; phosphatidylinositol-4,5-bisphosphate phospholipase C activity. The transcript has 23 exons. Gene Ontology annotation, biological process: phosphatidylinositol-mediated signaling; lipid metabolic process. Bases 156 to 5180 code for a protein of 1674 amino acids.